Molecule: messenger RNA, 2595 nt
Organism: Acanthocheilonema viteae
Lineage: Eukaryota; Metazoa; Nematoda; Chromadorea; Rhabditida; Onchocercidae
Source: the annotation of a GenBank genome assembly
AUGGAUGAAACACAAAGGGAUUUAUUCGAAUCGGUAGAAGAUUUACCAGAAUGGUUGCAUGUUGACUGGAUGUGUCAAAAUAGAUGUCCGGGACGUAUCAUCGAUGAUUGCACUUUGCCUUCCGUACAGUAUCCAUUACCGUCUUUCUUGAAACUUUCUACUUUUAGCUUCAAUGCGAAUAUGCUCUAUACAGACAGCGGCAUCAAAACGGUAUUUCGGUGCCUCCGGUUUUUGUAUCAGCAAAUCGCUUAUGACGCCGCCGAAAUAGCCAUCAUUGACUUGGAUCGUUCAUUCAAUUAUUUAACCGCUUUUGCACAGAACAUGGAAUUGGAUGGUGAUGCAGAAACGCUCAAUAGAAUCGCGCGAGAAUUCAAGCUUUUUCUUGUUCAAGCGGGGUCGUUGAGUCAUUAUAUUAUCAGCGAUGCUUUAUUUACCGCACGAAAUGUUGAAACGAAUUACAUUUUCCAUGCUCUAUUGAUGGCCUGGAUGAAAGCUGUCCGUAUUUCAUGUUUUUUCAAAAGGUUCGAUGGUUUCGAAAAACUUUAUCCUAUGGGUGAUGCAUUAUCUUCAACAGAACAGUUAUCAAUGCUUGUUUCAUAUGGAUUACUACUAUGUUCAUCGCGUACGGAUCGCUCUUGUGUAUGUCGAUGUGUCACUGCCGCAUGGCACCAACUUUAUGUAUUCAAUAAAGAAAUGUUCUGGUCAAAUAUGGUCAAGUUACUAGGUUUAUGCACCGGUGUUUUGCAUUACAAUCUUCCUGAAAGUCCCUCAAGUGAAAUGUUCUUGGAUUUAUGUGACGUUGAUAAUACAAUUUCGGCAAAAAUGUUUCUGGAAAUAAUUUGCGAACUUGGCACUAGCUUUGAAGGUCUUGGCAUCAUAACAGGCAAAGCUUCAAGCAGUUAUGUAGAAUGUUUGCAGCAAAUCGCUUCAAAAGUGCCAGAAAAACAGUAUGUUUUGAGGAAACUAUUUUUUUUGUUCGAUAAGGAUGAGGGUGAUAGCCUUAUAGGAACAGAAUCUAUUUUGCAAUAUUUUUUUACAUACUUAUGUUCAAACAUUAUGGAGCCUCUCGAUCGGGAGUUGGAUUUCUAUCCAACCAAUGGAAAAAUCUGGAAGGACUUCCUAUUUUCUUGUUGUAGUGGCAACACGGGUGAUCAAUGUAGCGACUGGAUGCUUUUUAUACGACUUAUGUCAAUGCUUAUCAAAAAAUCUGAGUCAGUUUGGCGAGCAAUGAAACCACGAAUUUUUUCUAAAUUCCCAGCGAAACGAUUUCGAGAAAUGCCAAUCCAUUCACUUAUUUGCGUAUUCAGCCUCUUUAUCUCAUCUUUACAUGAUGCAGAUAUGGAUGAUACAUCUAAUAAGGUGAUUUCAUUAGCGACAGCUGCGUUUGAUCCUUCCGAUAAAGAACGUCAUGAUGUCUUGAUUCGAGUAAUUCAGUGUACGAAGUAUAUUUUGGAUGAAAAUCAUCAUGAUUCUUCGCAAGCAAUCGCAACAUUAACAGCAUUGAUGGGAAGGCUUGAUGAAAAAAAAGAUGUUUCGCUGUAUACCGAAUGCUGCAUGUGUAUCGGUGAAAAAGUAUCCGAGAUCGGUUCUCUAAUUCGCUUUUUACCAUCCAUGAAUGAUAUGGAUUUGGAACAGCUGUUAGUGAUAACUACUCACUGUCGAACUGAAAACAGUGUUCUGUGGAAUGCAGCUAUCAAUCAUCUCAAAAGUCCCAAUUUCUGCAUGAUCAUAAAUUAUAUUGUUGAGCAAUUGGCAAUAAAAUUUGAACGCAAUCAAUCAGCUUUCCAAAACAUGCGUCAAGUGGUGCAAAAUCUACUGGCCGAAAAAAGUUACAAAUUAGAAAUUUGCUUAUACUUUUUGCGAAAAUUUUUGAGAAGAGCUAACGAUACGAUCUAUCCGGUUGAGUUUAUUGUUCCCAUAUGGUUAGUGGUCGCCUUCGAAAAACCGAACACAGAUGAACUCGAUGAUAUAUCUGAAAGUAUUCGGAAGAAUCUUCGAAUGUCAUUUCGAAAAAAUGGGUUGUAUUUUGAAGCUUUUCCUACAGAUUCAUCCUCAACAAUUUUCUCGAUAUGUUGGCUAUUUGAGACUGUAUCAAAAAAUGCUAAGAACUGCAAGAAAUGGGUUCACGAGAAUAUCAUGAAUUGGUCUGAACUGCUAGUAGCACCUCUAUAUCAUAUUUUAAUGAACGGUGAAGAAACAACAGUAAUGCACUGCUGCCGUAUCAUGUCUUAUUUAUAUAUGUAUGUUGCGCAACAAAUUUAUAAGCCGCCCUCGGAAUGUAAUUUUAAUCGGUCACCAUUUGUGCGAUUUUGCAAAGUUAUACUACAAAAUGUGUUCUUAGCGUACGAAUUUCCUGCGAUCUUUGUUCGUGAAGUAUUGCCUAACUACAUGGUUGGUAUGUUAUCAUUACCGGUACAUUCCGUGCCGUAUCUUCUGCGUGUUGUUUCGGAUGUACUUGAAAAACACUUGGAUGAUAAUAUCUUAAAAGACAUAUUCACAAAAAUGCUCAAGGAAAAACCGCAGUUAACCACGGCAUUAUAUGCUUCAUCGAAAGUGGGCACAAGAUUGUUCAAUUUCGUUUCACAAAUGAAAUAA